AACGCGCACGGUGCGCAAGCAGCGUCUGUACAGCUUUGCCUGUCCCGCUGCUGGUGCGCGAGUCAGCAGCAGACAGUUUGACGUGCGGUCUUCUCCAAGUCCAGAGUGCGAGACCAUCUCCAUCGUUUUCUGCUUUUACUGCAACGCAAACGGGUUCAAAAGGUUCAUUAUGGGAAACAAGUUCAGCAGAAGGCGAGACACUCCAGCCAACAAUGGUGAAACUGUUGCCACUGAACAGACUGCAGAGGAGCCAGCUGUUCCUCAACCAGCAGAGGAGUCUGAGAUAGCACAGACACCAGAGACCGUUGAGGCAGAGGAUCUAGAAGUGGUGGUGGGGGAGGUGGUGACACCAGUGGCGCGUUUGCCCAGUGAAGAAUGUGUAGCAGAGUGUAAAGAGCCAGAGGCUCCCGCCGCCUCUGCCACGCUAAAUGAUGCUGAGCCAGAGCCUGUGACAAAGGAAAGCUCAGCUCCAGUCCAGACUGAGCCUCUGGUCUCAAUCAGCAAACCAGAAUCUCCUCUGGAAUCAGAGCCUGUUGCAGAACCAAAACCUGCUGCUGAAACAGAGCCUGUUGCUGAAGCUCAGCUUGCCCCAGAACCAGAACCAGCCCCAGCCCCAGAACCUGUCUCUGAACCAGAGCCUACCUCAAAUCCAGAGGCAGAAGUUGAGCUUGUCCCAGAGCCCAUUUCAGAGUCAGUACCAGUCCCAGCUGAGCCUCUGGAGCAGCACACAGACAUGCUUACCCAAGAGUCUCUCCCUGAGCCGGUGCCCACGUCACCCCCUUUGAUCGACCUGGGUGUCCCCGACGACACACCCCAACCUGCUAACAGUCCCCCCCCCCCAGCUCCCAUCCCUGACCUGGUCAGUGCAGACGGGCCCUCAGACAUCCCAGUGGCUGAGGAAUGCAGAGACAGCACUGAGGCUGCUAAGACUUCCACAUCUGAGCCAGAAAAGUCAGAGGAGACAUCAGAGUCUCCGGAAAAGCCAAUGGAGGUGGAGGCUGCAGAGAAUUUGGAGCAACUUGUGAGUGAUGUCAAUGAGGAAAACAUUAGCGGACUCCUACAGAAUUUGGAGCUGAAAGGAAACGACCUUGUCUCUGACCUCAUUCCCGAUGAUGUCAAGAUCCCUGACGACGCUCCCAUCAUAGAAAUAAGCACGUCUACUGAGCUGAUGUGAAUCCACUGAGGAGAGUUCAUGAAAUAAGUGAAUGGAUGUUUUCCUGUGAAACCCUCUUAACCCUUUACAUGACUUCUGAAAGAAUCACAGAUGCAAUGGUUGUUUUUCUCCCCUCACUUGUGUAGCCAAAUAAAGGCAAACAGCUUAUUUUGUCUUUCAAAGUGAACAAAAUGUGCCAAAUGAGCUCUGGAAGAAACUGAUGUCUCAUCAGUUUUCACUUACAACUGAAUACUGAUAAAUUUAUGUUUUGUUUUGUUUUUUUGAUUACAUGUAUACAGCCAUAUAUUGUGUGUGGAAUGAUGAGUAAAAAAACUCAAACAGGACAUGGGAUAAUCGUGUACAUAAGUGUAUUGAUGGACAACAGAGAUCUUCCUCUAUGCAAUUUCAACAAGCAAGAAUUCAACUUGUAUUUCUUGUGGGUACUUGAAGAAAAUGGUGUCAUUGCUAUAUAACAAUCUGAUAGAGAAACUUUAAGUGGAGUUUAAAAAUAUAAAAAUGACAGGCAAGGGACAGUAGCAAUGCAACGGAGACCAUAUAUGCAUACGACUAUAUAGAAGGAUACAAGUAUCCAAUAAACAUUUAUGCCUUAACAUACUGAUGUUUGGACUUUGCAGUAUUCCUCUAACAAGAAUGAUCUUCUUAUUGUAUUUUCAGUAUAAUGAGGGGAUUUUAAUUAAAGUAGUGGCUUGCUUGUGAAAAUAAACAUAUUAUUCCAUUUG
Lates calcarifer (barramundi perch) is the source of this 1893-nucleotide messenger RNA. Its product is annotated as proteoglycan 4. The record is from RefSeq and is a predicted model, not a curated record. The transcript has 2 exons. Lineage: Eukaryota; Metazoa; Chordata; Actinopteri; Centropomidae. The coding region runs from base 170 to 1174 and encodes 334 amino acids.